Molecule: messenger RNA, 4674 nt
Organism: Podarcis muralis (Common wall lizard)
Lineage: Eukaryota; Metazoa; Chordata; Lepidosauria; Squamata; Lacertidae
Product: 3',5'-cyclic-AMP phosphodiesterase 4C-like
Biological process (GO): signal transduction
Molecular function (GO): 3',5'-cyclic-nucleotide phosphodiesterase activity
Source: RefSeq, a predicted model, not a curated record
UUAAAUCAAUGCUUCACCCUUCGCUUGAGGGUCACAGGGUGGCUUACAGUAUUAAAACAACCGGUGGAGCCCCUCUGUUGCCUAGGAGCAUGCGCAGAGUGCCGCGGCGGAAAACCUGGCCUCUGAGAAUUCAGAAGGAAUAAGAAAUAACAUGUUGGAUCCCUCGUGGGGUGUUAAACCCAGGGAAGGCUGCCCCCUCUGCCCGCCAAGACUUGGCAAAUUUGUAACCGGAGUCACAAGGCUCCGGGUUAAUUUCCCAACGCGCCCAAUUAAUCAUUUAUUUCUUUUAUUUUAAAAAAAUGUGUCUUGAAAUGCAAUUGGCAGGGAGGGGGGGUGAGGCCAGAGUCCUCGAGCAAUGGGCUCCCUUUUUGCUGGGAAAGGCUUAGGGGGGCCAAGAGCAGUGGCUGGAUGGCUCAGUGGGUAGAGCACGAGGCUCUUGAUCUCUGGGUUGUGGGUCACAGCCUCACGUGGGGCAGAAAGAGGGGGUUGGACUAGAUGUCCCUUGGAGGUCCCACCCAAAUCUACAAUCCUAUCGUACAGUGAUGUUGACGAUGAGGAUGGCAGUCGCACAAACCCCAGAGUCCUCCCCAUUUCGGUUCUUCCAGUUCAACCAGUCAUGCCCUUCCGCCGCUUCUCCUGCCAGGCUGGGACGCUUGCCAGGACUCCCUGGGGAGGAGUGGGGUGGGGGCAGGGGGUGGGGAAGGGUGCUCCAAGGUGCCUGCAUGCCAUGGGUGCUCCUCCCUCUGCUUGGAUUAUUUUGCUUCCUUUUCAAUCCUCUCCACCGGGCGAAGGAGGGAGAGCCUUUGUGUUGAAGUUCCCCGCAAGGUGAGGGGUCCGAGUUCGAGAAGCAAAAGGAGCGAGAGAGGCCUCCAAACUGGACAGGAACAGGUGGCGGCCCCUUCCAAGGUUUGGCCACCAUGCGUCGAAGCCGGACGACGGUGUCCUUUCUGAGUAUGGAGAGAUCCCGAGAGCAGCUGGACUUGGGCCCUGGCGUCGGAGCUCUCCCAGGAAACGCAGUCAAGCGCCGUUUCUCAGGGACGCUGUUGCUUCCGCCCCUCGUCUCCCGGCAUGUGGCAGGCAGUGACCUUAGCCGUGCCCCAGAGCCAGAACACGGCAGGGUUGUUUUCACCAUCGAGGAGACCGCCCUGGCCAGCACCGAAGGCACCAGCCUUAUGAGUUUUGACCUCGAGAAUGGCUUCUCCCCGGGACGGACCCCUCUGGACGCCCAGACCCACCCCGGCCUGGGGCUGGUGCUGCAGGGGGCCACCCCUCAUGGCCAGCGCCGCGAGUCCUUCCUCUACCGCUCAGACAGUGACUACGACCUCUCACCCAAGGCCAUGUCCCGCAACUCCUCGGUCGCCAGCGACAUGCAUGGAGAAGACUUGAUUGUCACUCCUUUUGCACAGGUCCUGGCCAGCCUGCGGACGGUGCGCAGUAACUUCGCCAUCUUGACCCACCUGCAGGAACGCCUCAGUAGCAAGAGAGCAUCUGGAGUUCCCAACCUGCCACCCACGUCUAAAGUCAACCUGCCAGAAGAUGCAUCCCAAAAGUUGGCCGUGGAAACCCUGGAAGAGCUGGACUGGUGCUUGGACCAGCUGGAGACAUUGCAGACGAGGCAUUCGGUCAGCGAGAUGGCCUCCAACAAGUUCAAAAGGAUGCUGAAUCGGGAAUUGACCCACCUCUCUGAAACCGGCCGCUCCGGAAACCAAGUCUCGGAGUACAUCAGCAGCACUUUCUUGGACAAGCAGCAUGAAGUGGAGAUCCCAAACCUGGUCCCUAAGGAGAAGGACAAAGAGAAGAAGAAGAAGAAGCGGCCGAUGUCGCAGAUCAGCGGCGUGAAGAAACUGACGCACGGGUCCAGCUUCCGCUGCGUGGCCGCCAUCCCUCGCUUCGGGGUCAAGACGGAGAAGGAGGGUCUUCUGGCCAGGGAACUGGAAGACGUGAACAAGUGGGGCCUGGAUGUCUUCAAGAUUUCCGAGUAUUCUGGCCAUCGGCCUUUGACAGUCGUCAUGUACAGCAUCUUCCAGGAAAGAGACUUGCUGAAAUCCUUCCAAAUCCCCGCCGACACCUUCAUCACCUUCAUGAUGACCUUGGAGGACCACUACCACGCGGACGUGGCCUACCACAACAACAUCCACGCGGCCGACGUGGCCCAGUCCACCCACGUCCUGCUCUCCAUGCCGGCUCUGGAGGCCGUCUUCACCGACUUGGAGAUUUUGGCCGCCAUCUUUGCGGCCGCCAUCCACGACGUCGACCACCCCGGGGUCUCCAACCAGUUCCUGAUCAACACCAAUUCGGAGCUGGCGCUGAUGUACAACGAUGCGUCGGUACUUGAGAACCACCACCUGGCUGUGGGCUUCAAGCUCUUGCAAGAGGAAAACUGCGACAUCUUCCAGAACAUCUCCAAAAAGCAACGGCAGUCUCUUCGCAAGAUGGCCAUCGACAUGGUCCUGGCAACAGAUAUGUCCAAACACAUGAACCUUCUGGCUGAUCUGAAGACGAUGGUAGAGACCAAGAAGGUCACCAGUUUGGGGGUCUUGCUUUUGGACAACUACUCCGACCGCAUUCAGGUGCUGCAGAACAUCGUUCACUGCGCAGACCUCAGCAACCCGACCAAACCCCUGGAGCUGUACCGCCAGUGGACGGACCGGAUCAUGGUGGAAUUCUUCCACCAGGGAGACCGGGAGCGGGAGAAGGGCAUGGAGAUCAGCCCCAUGUGCGACAAGCACAACGCCUCCAUAGAGAAGUCCCAGGUGGGAUUCAUCGACUACAUCGCUCACCCUCUCUGGGAAACCUGGGCUGACCUCGUCCACCCGGACGCCCAGGAGAUCUUGGACACCCUCGAAGACAACCGCGAAUGGUACCAGAGUAUGAUCCCACACAGCCCCCCGCCGCCCCCCGACGGGCUGGCGUCCGAGAAAGGAGCCCCUGACAAGUUCCAGUUCCAGCUCACGCUGGAAGAGGAAGACGGAGAGGAUUCGGGCGCCGAGAGCCCCCUGGAAGAAGACCACAGCGAGGCGAAAACCCCAGGGACCACCGAUGACUCAGAGUCGGCCCCCGAGCCUCUGGCGUCCCCCAUGGACAAGCAGAGCAGCCCCCCAAGGAACGUCCUGGCGAUGCAGAACUUUGAUAACCAGAGGACACUCUUGCAGAGUGACGGGGGCUCAGCCACGGGGGCCACCACCAAAAGGAGCACAACCGAGGCUGGUCUUGAUCAAGAAGGGAAUAUCACCUUCCUGCCCCUUGGGACGUAACGGGGAAGAGGGGUUGGGGAAAAGGCACUGUUGUCGCUCCAUCUUGGCGGCGUCACGGGGUGGGUGUGUCUUGAAAGGCCUCUCCGCCACCGGAAAAAGGUCCGCCAUGGUGGUCUCCUUGCCUUCUUCCCGGGAAAACUGUGGAAGAACGCCAACGGCGGGCGUGUGCCCAGGGGCAGAAGGCCACGCCUCGCCCCUCCUGUCUUCCUCCCACCAUUUUCCACCCUGGGUUGUGCCACAAGCCCAGCCAUGGGGAGAAAUCUUCCCCCUUCCUCCUGGGACCUGCGUGGUUCCAAUGCGGACCGAGCCCACGGGAGAAGAGGAUCCAUGGGUGACCGCAAGCUUUGUGGGCAGAGGGUCGCAAGUUCCGUCCCUGACAACUCCCGUUUUUUAAUUUUUUUAAUGAUUUUGGGUAACCUCAACAGGCUGAGAAAAGGCCUUUUUCCCCGUCUGUGAGACUGACUUUGAGGAUCCGUUGGGGGUCUGUCUAAAUGCACAUGAACCACCCGACUUGCAUUCUCUCCAAAUGUUGGUUUCACUGGUGGGGUGGCGGAGCUUGGGCUGUGCGCGGUCCAGGUUCGAAUCCCGCUUCUUGGUCCAGGUUCGAAUCCCACUUCGGCUUGAGACCUUGCGUGCGACGUGGGGAUGGAUGGGUGAGUUGCACUGGACUUGAAAAGGCCCCUUUGGGUGUUGCUUCUGCAAGCGGAGGGCUGUGCAGAGAGAAAGCACCCAACGCCACUCUCCCCAGCACAAGCAAACCAGUAUCCCUCCAGUGACCCGAGAAAUUAUCCAGUUAUUGCUCUUCACCCGACAGGCUCCCCCAGGGAGAUUCACCUCCUUCCUCUUCUCCCUUUCUAAGUCUCCUCCUGGAACCUGCAGGAAUCCAGGCCUUGCUCCACGUUUUCUCGCCCCCGAUAUCCGCACUGGAAACAAACUUCGGCAGGCUAACGUCCCGCGCUGUCUUUUCUCCUCGAUGGAAAUAUUUAUAGACAGCUAUUUUUAAAAAAGAAGAAGAAAUCUGCCAUGUUUUUUCUCUUCAAGGCACUGCUUCAGAGUGAAAACACCCUGUACAUUUCCUCCCCCACCCUCUCCAUUUUCCAUUUUCCCCUUUUGCAGUGCCCCCCCCCCAGAAAGGGCAGAACGGAUAUAAAUACUUUCAGGAUUUGGGAAGAGAUGAAGCUGGGUAUUUUUAAAAGGAGAUCGGGGUUGGGGAUGUUCUCGGGAACAAAACAGGAAGUGAAUAAGACAUCCAGGGGGGUGUAUGUGAGGGGGAGAGACCCUGCGGGGUGAAUUCAUCUUUAGAGCAGACCCCUUAAGACUCUAAGAAUCUUAUAUACAGUGGUACCUUGGUUCUCAAACUGAAUCUGUUCCGGAAGUCCGUUCCAAAACCAAAGCGUUCCGAAACCAAGGUGCGCUUUCC